Molecule: messenger RNA, 1896 nt
Organism: Olea europaea var. sylvestris
Lineage: Eukaryota; Viridiplantae; Streptophyta; Magnoliopsida; Lamiales; Oleaceae
Product: alpha-galactosidase 3-like
Exons: 15
Coding region: 273-1550 (425 amino acids)
Biological process (GO): carbohydrate metabolic process
Molecular function (GO): hydrolase activity, hydrolyzing O-glycosyl compounds
Source: RefSeq, a predicted model, not a curated record
AGGGUGUCUUCCAGAAAGAGCCGCAUGUCUAUAAACAUCACCAAAAUGCUGACAAAGAGUUCCAAUACAAGUACAGGCAUCUAAUGCUUAUGAACAAAGCAGGAUCCAAAAGAAUAUCUCAUUAUGUGUUAAAGUUGUUUAAAAUUGGGGUCCAUUAAUCAUGUGCAAAUUUUUUAUUACUACAGUCUCUAGAAUAUUUACCGACAGUUCUCCCAAUUCUCUCCAUAAACCCACAGAGAGGACAGGGGAAGAAAGAUUGUUGACUUCCGUUUAUGGCUAAGAUCAGUGCUUAUUUUGCCGCGGCAUGUUACUUAUAUGUCAUGUCAGUGGCGGUCACAGCAAGAGUGCUGUCAGUGCAUCCUUAUUUGAGUGGCCUUGAAAAACCCAUAACCAAUAUUUUUGAUACUUCGAAUUAUGGUAUUUUACAGAUCGGCAAUGGAUUGGCCAAGACGCCUCAGAUGGGAUGGAAUAGCUGGAAUUUCUUUGCCUGCAAUAUCAGUGAAAAAAUUUUCAAGGAAACGGCCGAUGCGCUUAUUUCAACUGGUUUGGCGAAGUUAGGCUAUGAUUAUGUGAAUAUAGAUGAUUGCUGGUCUGAAUUGGUGCGGGAUUCGGAGGGUCAAUUAGUUCCUGAUUCUGGAAUGUUUCCAUCAGGAAUUAAAGCUCUUGCUGAUUAUGUGCACUCAAAGGGCCUCAAGCUUGGCAUCUACUCUGAUGCAGGGACUUUUACAUGUCAAGUUCAUCCUGGAUCACUUGGACAUGAAAAUGAUGAUGCAGCACGUUUUGCAUCAUGGGGCAUCGAUUACUUGAAGUAUGACAACUGUUUCAAUCUAAGCAUCAAACCAGAAGAAAGGUUCCCGCCAAUGCAUGAUGCCCUAAAUGCAACUGGACGGACCAUAUUCUAUUCACUAUGUGAAUGGGGCUUGAAUGACCCUGCCUUAUGGGCAGGCAAGAUUGGAAACAGUUGGCGAACAACAGGAGACAUCAAAGAUAAUUGGGAAAGCAUGACUACAAUUGCUGAUAUCAAUGACAAAUGGGCAGCCUAUGCGGGGCCUGGUGGAUGGAAUGAUCCAGAUAUGUUAGAAGUUGGAAAUGGGGGAAUGACUUACCAGGAGUACCGAGCACAUUUUAGCAUUUGGGCUUUGAUGAAGGCUCCUCUUUUGAUUGGUUGUGAUGUAAGAAACAUGAGUGCAGAGACAUUGGAAAUUAUAAGCAAUGAGGAAGUUAUUGCUGUAAAUCAAGAUCCACUUGGGGUUCAAGGAAGAAAAGUUUAUGCAUAUGGGCCUGAUGGUUGCUAUCAGGUUUGGGCGGGUCCAUUGUCCGGAAGCCGUCUCGUUGUUGCUCUGUGGAACCGGUGUUCAAAAAUUGCCACUAUUACUGUUAACUGGGCUGCACUAGGACUUGAGUCUUCUACCAUUGUCUCUGUAAGAGACUUAUGGAAGCAUGAAUUGGUUUCUCUGGAUUCCGUGUCCUCAUUCACUGCUACAGUUGAUCCUCACGGCUGUGAAAUAUAUGUUUUCACUCCAGUGACGGUGACAAGCUCCUCUAGUUAAAUUGUUACUCGAGUAAGCUUCAAAUCUUGGUACAACCUUUUUUGGUUAGUUGAUAUCCAUGUUGAGUAUGAAUGAAGUUAGUAUUACUUGUCAUUUUAAUGAAGGAGAAAAUGUUAGGUAUUUUCGUCUACAUGCAUUGUUGUGGUUGUGUCAUUCAUCGUUUCUAUGUCGGUAGUACAACUCAUGUCUGAUAGAAGUUUGCAAAAUUUGUAGUACUUUUCUGCUAGUCCAGAGAACAGUGGAACUGGGAUUUCAAGGGAGUGCGAUUUGUAUCAGUUGAAUAUUGUAAUGUCAUAUAUGUUUGUGUGCUCUUGUUGUGAACUGAAUUAAUCUACUGUUUUCCCCC